Molecule: messenger RNA, 2922 nt
Organism: Daldinia decipiens
Lineage: Eukaryota; Fungi; Ascomycota; Sordariomycetes; Xylariales; Hypoxylaceae
Product: Poly(A) polymerase
Exons: 6
Coding region: 427-2295 (622 amino acids)
Cellular component (GO): nucleus
Molecular function (GO): poly(A) RNA polymerase activity; RNA binding
Source: RefSeq, a predicted model, not a curated record
GUAAAGGUAAGGUUAGGUUAGGUAGGUAGGUUUUGUAUUUUCUUUGUCUCCAUUUCCUUGCCAUCAUUCAUUCCAACAAACAUCAAUUCUUUUUACGCGUAUCCCAUAAAACUUAGUACCUUUUUCUUUACUUACAUUUAUUCGCGCGAGUCACCGAAGCCCAAGUCGUCUUGCGGCAUUUGCCUAGGUUUAUAACGAAUACUCCGAAUUCAUCGACGAUACCCCAAAGGCAAUGUGAUUGUUUCUCGAAGCGACUUUCGAUGCUGUUUGUCACAGACGAGACCAAGUCAGAUCCUUUCAACUUCCUGCCCUCGCGCAGCAUUAUUCUACCUUCUUUUAAUUAUUUAAUUUAUUCUAGAUCCAGAUAAUUUCCUUUCCUGGCAUUUUCUUAAGCAUCAUCCUUCCAUAUCUUCCCAACAAGACACAAUGGCGAAUUCUGAACAGACCUGGGGCAUCACCCCUCCGAUUUCAGUUGCCCUUCCUACUCCGACCGAGACACAGUCUACACAUCUUCUCUUAGAAGAAUUGCGGCGACAAAAUACGUUUGAAUCCGCAGCCGAAACCAAGAAGAGAGAGAAGAUCCUUAUCGACCUUCAACGUAUCGCCGACGAGUUUGUGAGACGAGUAGCAAAGGAGAAGGAACCACAGAAUGAAGUUCUCAUCCGCGAUGCUCGCGGCGAGGUCUUCACAUACGGAAGUUUCUGUCUAGGCGUCUACGGUCCCGGCUCUGAUAUUGAUACCCUCGUCACUGCUCCCCGAUACGUCACCCGUGAUGAUUAUUUUAAACACUUCCCUUCUUUACUACAAGAGAUGGCCCCCGAGGGUGCAGUGACAGAUCUUACUGCUGUAGAAGAUGCAUUUGUACCUAUCAUCAAGUUCGAAUAUUGGGGAAUCAGUAUUGAUCUGAUCUUCUCAAGAAUAGCCACGUUGAAGCAGUUCCCACCACAUGGCCAACUCAAUCUGAAUAACAAUGAAUACCUACGUGGCUUAGAUGAUCGUGAGCUCCGCUCCCUCAACGGAACCAGAGUCACGAGAGAAAUUUUGAACCUAGUCCCGGAGCAGAGCACCUUUCGCCUUGCCCUUCGAGCCAUCAAGUUAUGGGCAACACGUCGCGCCAUCUACGCCAACAUUAUCGGGUUUCCCGGUGGAGUAGUGUGGGCUAUGAUGGUGGCACGGGUUUGCCAACUCUAUCCGAAGGCAGCGAGUGCUACUAUUGUUUCGAAAUUCUUUCAAAUCAUGAAAGUCUGGCAGUGGCCUAUACCUGUGCAGCUGAAGCACAUGGAUGAGGGGCCGCUCAAUGUCCGUGUCUGGAAUCCCAAGAUAUACAAAAGCGACAGCUAUCACCUAAUGCCCGUAAUCACUCCUGCUUAUCCUCAGAUGUGUGCAACCUUCAACAUCACACAUUCUACCAUGGCCAUCAUACAGCGCGAGCUGGAACGGGGCGCUGAUCUCACUGAUAGGAUAAGAGCUGGAAAGCUCGCGUGGAAGGAUCUCUUUGUAAAGCACACGUUCUUCACUGCGGACCACAAGUAUUACUUGGCCGUCAUUGCGACUAGUACUACCAAGGAGGCGCACAAUAUAUGGUCUGGGUUCGUGGAGUCCAAAGUCCGUGUUUUAGUGGGGGAUCUGGAACGACAUGCUUCGGUUGCGAUUGCGCGCCCAUUCAAUAAAGGAUAUGAAAGGGUGCACAAGGUCAAGAACGACCAGGAAACUGAAGAGGUUCGAAAUGGAAACCUGACUUACCUUGUCCAAGAUGACGAUAGUGAAGAUGACACCAAGGUGAAGAACGAGAAUGGCGUUAAAGUCAAGACUGAGGACAAGACAGAACAGAAUCCCGCGAUCAAAGUUGAGAAUGGCGAAUCGAUGAGCUUGGAUAUCAAGUCCGACUCUGAGGACCAGAAAAUUGAUAUGGAGAGCAUACCCAAUGCAGCCCCCCACGAAACGAAGAUAUACACCACGACGCACUACGUAGGCCUCGAGCUUGCUGAAGGCGCAAAAUCAUUGGAUCUUUCUUUCCAAGUCAACACAUUUAAGGAUCUGUGCAGUCAAUGGGAGAAGUACGAGCCGAGCUUGAACUACCUCAGUAUCCAACACGUGAAGAAUACAAAUCUUCCCGACGACGUUUUCGAGCCCGGAGAAGUCAAACCAGCGCGUCCCCGCCCUGUUAGAAAGAUAGUUGCAAACGGCGAUGCCGGAGUCGGCCAAAAGAAGCGCAACGCCUCGUCCGAAGGGAACCCGCCACCCGCGAAACGACCACAGCCUGCCUUGCAGACACCUACCGCUGCUGUGGGCUGAGUAUUAGCCAAUUCUCCGACAACACCGGACUAUACCUUGACCAUGCUCAUUCCGAAUCUCCUAAGGUGCCGACUGAUCUGCUGCAGUUGUCACUAACUUGUGUUUGAUACUAACAUAAUAGUGCCCGAAGACGGCCACUUUGCAACAUUGUGUGAGUGCGGUUGCCACAAUACGAAUAUCGGCCUCCUUUCCAUAGACGAACCAGCCAAACAGUAACAGGGGCCACAGAAUACUAAUGCCCGCGGAAGACAAAUCAGUAGCCGCGACCUUGCUUCGCGAGGAGUGCUACAACGCUCAUUUUCUUUAUUUUCUUUCUACGACGAGUGUGCAAACUAUACGAACCCUAGUGGUUGGAGAAAACGACGAGGAAGCUCUCUAGGCUUGAUGUGAGGGGGAAAUAAUAAUACGGCUCGUCCCGUUUUCACCAUGAUAUCCCCUGUUUAAUUACGUCCCUUGGCUUUAUCUAGGAAGAGAGAAAGCUGAAUUCGCAUAACACUGAUCUGACAUAGGGCAUCGAGUCGGAAGGAGAUAAGACUUUGGCCUACAGUGUAUUUAGAGGCGUUCGCAGAUAAAUAAAACUUGGUUAUGAGGCACAAGUGCCUCGAAGCAAUCAUAUUAACCACUCAA